CGAAAAUAAACGAGGUCUUCGGGACUAGAUGUUGUACUUUUCAGUACGGUAACUUUCUCCUCCCCUGAGGGUCACUUCAUGUCCUCUGCAGCCAGUAACCCGGCGCACUUUCAUCUGUCCACGACAGGUACACAGGGGUAACUAAAGGCCUAUUUACGUAGUAAGAAUGAGAAAAAAUUACCUGACCGUUUUCAAUUUUGAAGAACUUGAAAGUCAUUAAAAGACACUUCAGAAGUCGGGAAAGCUAAUUUCUCGCCAUUUAGGAAUCAAACUUUUUCCUGGGGAGAACCCCCGUGCCCCUUUCUCUUUGGGGUUUAUCGAUUCAUGGAAAAAGGAAUACGUAUGCAACUACUCAAUUUGGUUUAUGUGUAACACACAUAACAGGCCUAUUUACUGAAAUAAGAAUGAGGAAGCUUACCUGACCGGGCCGGGAGAAAAUCCUGACUUUUGAAGAACUUAAAAUUCAUUAAAAGACACCCACCUUCUGGAAUCAAAAUUUUCGCGGAGAUGAUCCCCGAGAGGACCCCCACGCGCCCUCCCUUUUUUUAACCCCACCCCACUCUUUUUUAAACCAACCCCCCUAAUUUUGAACCGAGAUCCUCCUGAUUCAUCCCUUUCAUCUUACUAGUGGGUCACCCCCUCUCCACCCACUUUCAAAAGCGCCGGCCCUGAAAUAUAGUAAAUCAUAGCACAUUGAAAAAAGAGAUAAUGAUUGAUGACCCCCCCCCCCCACGAAAGGCAAUUAGUGGUCAGUUGAUGAUUGGUGCCCCACUUCUUCAUUUCAUCAUCAUCGUAUCACCAUUAUAGUUAAUCUAAAGCUCCAACAAUUUCUAAUGAUAAUUUAUCAGAAACGUUUAAUAAUACUUGUUUCAUGGCAUCGUAAUAUCUUAUUUACAAAAUUGUACAAGAGUCGUAAUGCUUUUAAUUUAACGGUACAGGACUGCUGCACAGAACGCUUGUCCUUUAAAUCUGAGGCAUUUAUACAGUUCAUUUCAACAAUUUUCAAGAAUCUGAAAUUACAUUACGGUAGUCGAAAAGUGGGGAUACAAACCCCCUUAAAAGUGGGUGGAGAUAACUGUCCUCCAAUUAUCUGCGACCAUGGUACACUAAGAAUCGAGCAUAAGUACAGAUGUUGCUGAAUAGGCAUCAUACUUUACGUGCUUGGUUCUGGUAUACAGUGAAUUAAGUGAAAAGUUCAACCUUGAGUUUUUGCAAAUUCAAUGAUAUUAACGCUUUUCUGUACUUGCUUCUUCGUAAAUACCAACAAAACUAGUCGCACGACGUUAACCUUAACUUUAACGUUAGUAUCCAACAUGCAGCGCGAUCGCUCCGCCCCUUUUGUAAACAAAUCGAAACACGCAUGCGCAAACCCGUAACAACCUACGUCGAGCGCGUAAAAUCCUGAAAUUAACGUACUCGGCAACGCAAGAUGAAUAAAUGAUGACGUAAUCCGUUAACGUUAACGUCGUGCUUCGAAAAAUGCUUAUUUUGUCACGUAUAUCGCGUAGUACAAAACUUGUAUUGUUGGUAAUAUCAUGAAGAUAAUAAGUAUUUUGUUUGGGGAGGGAGGCUUGCUCACGCCCCUCUUCCCCUAGAUAAGUACUGGUAGAAAGGUUGUAUUUUAAAUUUUAUUCCUAUCCUAUUGGGUUUUUUUACACUGUUGGAUAGAAAUAAAAAGAUUGUUCAGACGCCAGCGAGACGUUAAGCUACGUCAGGAAUUGUUGUAGGAGAUCGCCUACGUUAGGAAGACAUUAUGUUACACAUAAUACACCACAAGCAUUUUGGUACUGUUCAUUGUGACGUGGUUACAAUCAAUGAGUUAAUAAAGCAGCUUUACCCAAGGUCUUGAUAGUAUCCAGAAAUUCGGAAGUGUGGUAAAGAACAUCCUGUAUUAUUGUCAUAAAGUGUGGAAUCAACAUUUAAGUAUAAUAGUAGACUUUUGAACUACGCGCAUAAUAUGCCUACCAGCAAAUUUGAAGUUAACUGACAUUAUGAUUAUCAUUAUAACAAAGUGUGGAAUCAACAUUUAAUUAUAAUAGUAGAACUUCGAAGUUAACUGACAAUAUGAUUUGAAGAUAUUGAUAACAUGAUUGGAUUUAAUUCCUUAUACAAAUGCCGGUCUACCUUGAACAGAACACGUAUGUGUUCGAAGUAACCCAGAAAGUAGAAUAACAGAAUCAAAAACAUUAUGGAGAUCAACGAGAGCAUUAAAAGAAAUGUUACAAUAGUUCCAGCUCCAGUGCUUGACGUUCCAUCAGUAAUCUACAUUAUCCUUGGCGUCUUGGCAGCUUCAGAAAAUACUGUCGUCUUAUAUCUUGUGAUGGCAUCGAAGAAAUUACGCAUAAAGAGAAAUGUAUUCUUAUUCAGCUUAUCUCUGGCCGAUUUCGCAGUUGGUAUUCUCUCAUUUCUAAUCUUCUUCAACAUUUUUUACGAGUCGAUUGUCUUCGUUGCAGUAUUAGAUGCAAUGUUUCUUGUGUCAAUGUUCAGCAUAAGUGCCGUGGCAAUCGAACGUUACAUUGUGAUAGUUGCCGCACCGUUUACCUACAAACAAGUGAUAACUUUCAAGCGGUGCAUUAUCGUCUGUGUGCUUUUCUGGAUUCUAACGAUAUCUCUUUUCAUAGCUGUGUACGCGUACGUAUAUAAUAAAUAUACACGACUUGUUUUCUGUAUUUUCUCGUUAAUCACAAUUAUUGCAAGUUAUAUUUUGUACUUCAGGAUUUCAGUGUCGCUCAGAAAAAACGACCAAAACGUCACGAAACAUCUUGGACAAAAUGCAGUUGGGAGAUCGCAGAAACUGAUUCGAUCAUUCGGAAUUCUGCUUGUAGUUGCUACCAUUUGUUGGCUUCCACUUUGUUGUUUCUUUAUAAUAGCUGUAUUUGAUGAAAGUGUUGACGAGAAUGUAUUUGUAUUGAACGUACUUUAUUGCUUGUCUGUGAGUAAUUCGCUCAUCAAUCCAUUCAUAUAUUGGUAUCGUCUACCAGAAAUUAAAGAAGGAAUUUAUGAUCUUGCGUGUUGCUGGAGGCCUGGCGUUCGGGAAAAGGAUCGUGCGCAGAACACUACAUCAAUGACAGUUUCAACAGUUUAAAAUGUAGGCCUGACAUAGCUCUUACACGGGAAGUACAGGGUUCUCUUAAAGAGAAAUUUAUAAACUUUAUAUAAUUUGAGAACUGAUUUGCAUACUCAGUAAUAGUAUCCAUAACAUAAUAUCCUAUUUUUGAAAUUACGAAUUUCGUGCGCGUUCGUUACGUUGACGCUCUCAACCACAUUUCUGAUGACGCAGCGUGUACAUCGCUCCAUUGGAGUUUUGUGACAGGCCACUGUAAUGCAUACGAUUAGUGUCUUCUUCAUCUAGGUCUACAAUACUUCUUUGCCUACCUGGACCGACAGCAUUAUUUUUUUCCUCAUACAGUUACGGCAGAAAUUAUAGAGGGCACUAUUUAAGUAGCUAUCCGUAAAAACCUAACAUUGAUCCUUCAGAACCGCAUAAUUGUCGACCCAUCCUUGUUUCUAAUACACUGUCCAAUGUUUUUGAAUUAGGUUUUCUUGAUUCAUGUAUUGAUACCAAAUUUGACCCUCUCCAAUGUGGGUGUAUCAGCGAUAGUGGCACCGCCAUGGCAGCCGCUACUGUCAGCAAUGUAAUAACGUAUUGUAACAAUCAAGGGUCUUCUGUUUAUGCUUGUUCUCUUGAUGCGAAGGAGCUUUUAAUGCUAUCCCCCAUGAAAUCUUAUUCAUCAAAUUAAGUUCUGUUAUUGAAGAUGAAUGGUGGAAAUGUAUCCACUCGUGGUAUACAAAUUUAACUGUCAAAAUAAGAUGGAAUAAUAAUACUGGUAGACAAAUUCAUAUUCAAAAGGGCACAAGACAAUGUGGAUUAUCCUCGCCAUUUAUUUUUAAUAUUAUAUAUAGAGAUCUUGUUUCAGGUCUAAGUGCUCUCGAAUGUGGCAUUGCUAUUGCCAAAUCAACCUAUAAUGUGUUCUGUUAUGCUGAUGACCUCCUACUUACAAGUAAUACAGUGACAGAUCUUCAGAAACUUAUCGAACAUGCCAGUGCCUAUAUUGUUGCCCAUGGGCUUAGGUUCAACCCAUUAAAAACUAAAUUUUCAAUUUUUGGUAAAAACACUCUAACACCUGAACCUUUAUGGUAUCUUAAUGACUGCCUUCUUAAUAAUACGAACGAAAUUGAAUAUCUGGGUGUAAUUAUAUCUGCAAAAAGUACUGGCAUAUCGCAUGUUGAAAAAAAGAAUUAAAAAAUUUCAAAGAUAAUUUUUCUCCCUUCAGGGCAGGGCAUUUGCAAGGACGGUACAGCUACAGAAGUUAAAACUUACAUUUGGAAAACUGUUCUUAUACCUAUCUUAGUAUAUGGCUCUCAAUGUAUUAAUAUUAAUUCUGGUUAUAUUCAGAAACUUGAAAAAAUUCAAAGUAAACUUAUCAAGACUUCAUUGGGCAUACCCAAAUACUCCAGAUCGUCUCCGGUGCUUUCGGCUCUUCGUUUGCCAAAGAUCUGUGACAUUAAUUAUCUUCUUGACUUAAUUUCACAGAUUUUUAGAAGCGACUCUAAAUCUCGAAAGUUUUAUUCUCACUUACUAAAUUGUGAGGCCGCCCAAAGUGUAUCAGUUCGCAAUAAACUGGUUGAUAGAAUAAAUAAAAUCACUCUUUUCAAUAAUAUGAUGUUAUUUAAAAU
Molecule: messenger RNA, 4677 nt
Organism: Anneissia japonica
Lineage: Eukaryota; Metazoa; Echinodermata; Crinoidea; Comatulida; Comatulidae
Product: adrenocorticotropic hormone receptor-like
Exons: 2
Coding region: 2189-3085 (298 amino acids)
Biological process (GO): G protein-coupled receptor signaling pathway
Cellular component (GO): membrane
Molecular function (GO): G protein-coupled receptor activity
Source: RefSeq, a predicted model, not a curated record